AUGCCGGCUCUUGAGGUGCCAGUGUCCGGGUUGUCUCUAUACAGAGACAACCCCGGGAGCGAUUCCACGGUUAAAUCAACGCAGAUCAUGCGGCUAAACCUAGCUCAGAACACCCUCGACGAACUGAUCCAAACUCUACGGGACGACCAAACAGCUAGGGUCCGUUUAGGGAAACAUCCUACUCUCUACUACGGGUCCAAAUCACAACCGUUUCACUCUCAUCCCGAGACUCACCGGUCCGAGAUCUAUAGCAGCAGCUCCAAUGACAAAGAAAACUUAUAUUUUACCGGUGUCCUGAGCCAUAGCCUGGAGGUUCAGAAAGCAAAAGAAGCUACUGCGGCCACAGACCAAGCAUUGGCCAACCUCGAACAGAGCUUGAACGCCUUUGAGAGGGGAAAGGAAUCGAAGAAGACCCAUAUAAUUACCAGCAUUGAUGAGGUGAGGGCUCUUCGAGCGGGCGACAAAAGGCAGGCCGCUCUUUUAGCCCGUAAGUCAUCGAGUAAGGUGGAAUUGGAAAAGGACCGGUUGCUGAAAAAUGCAACCAACCGCUCGUUGUCAUCCAGCCCAGCUCUGGGUGUCUCUCGGUCUCCUACUUCUGUACCUCCCCUUACUCCUACCUCGGCUCCUCUUUCCCAAAACAAAGACCGUAUUCGCCUCGACGCUCUUAAGGUUCCCUUCAUUCACCUUCUCGCCGUCCGUGCCGUAUCCGCCAAGUUCCUUGCUCGCCAGACUCGCUCGUCCAUCGAAGACUGUACGGCUUUGGCUCAGAAAUACGGUGCCGAGAACCGAAUUAACCCGGAGAAGUUCGAUCUCAAGGAUAAAGCAUACAGAGAGUUGGAUGUAUGGAGCUUUCCUUAUCCGUCUCAGGAAGAGCGGCAGGAAGCCAUUGAGAAUGCUAUCUCGGCAUUUGAUCGUAUGCGGAUCUCCCGCACCGACAAGCUAUGGCAGAUGCUUCUUCCAAGGGAGGAGCGAGGGAAGGGGAAGUGUCUGUCACGGCUGAACUUGCGCACUGGCCCUAUCAAGAAGCCGCUGACUCCUCGGAUACAAGUACAAAACCCCGAAGAGAGCGGCAAAGACGGCGACACUACUGGACCGGAAACCGACAGGGCCAAUGGAAAUGGCUUGACCCCCAAGACACAGCCCACAUCAGCUCCCCGGUCUGGUGCCAACCCACAAAAGAAGCGAGUCGGCAACUCUGCAGCGAAGCAAUCUACUACAAAGGGCAAGAAUACGACGAACAGUACCUUGACUGGGCGUGUCACUAAAAAGCCGGAGCGGAGGCCAGUGCCCAAGCCGGAUGGGAAGUUUAAAUCAGCAGAAUACGUUCAUGAUUCAGAUGAAGAUGACACAGACAUGCUAGAUGCAUCGGCAUCGGAACAGCCUCUUCCAGAGAAAACUAAGCCGCAGCCUAAAGCGCCACCCAAACUGGCCGAGUCUUCUCCUCGAGAGUCCUCCCAUGUGCCGACACCCAAGGUAGACCAGUCGGAGCGCCCCCCAUCCAAAGCCGAACCGUCGCCCCCAAAUCCUCCAAAGCCUACUACCUCAUCAAAGAGGCCACCAUCCUCCCGCCCUCCGGCCCAGAAAUCUCCUCAGAAGCCGUCGCCUCUCGGCUCAUCCCCCCCGGCCAAUGCUUCUGACCUACAGAGUCGUAGUCGUUCUUCGAGUCAGAACAAUUCCUCCAGUUCUUCCUCAUCACCUUUGAUUACUCAAACAUCCAAACCAAACAAGGCUACGGGCACCUCCAAUGUUAAGAAACAGGUGAAAACCAAUGGCAUGGUUAAGGCGACUCCGGCGCUCAACCCCCUCAAGCGCAAGGUGGAACUAGACCGCCCUUCUGCAACCCCCGCCCAGGGACGUACAACGGGGGAUUUGGAGCACAAGCGACGACGGGCGGUUAGCACAUCGAGUGGUAGCACCGGAAGUGCAUCACCACCCCUUAGUCGGGAGAUUCUUCUGCAGCAACUGCGAGAGAAAUCGCAGCGCUUUAAACAUUAUUAUGCUAAGUACCGUGCACUGCACGAUACAAUGGCAGCCCAUUCAGAUCCACCGAGGGCGGAGCUGGAGAAGUUACGGCGACAGCACUUUCGACUACAGCAGAUGAAAGAGGAAAUCUGGGAUGAAGACCGGCGGCUCCGCGAAGGGCUCUAA
Molecule: messenger RNA, 2148 nt
Organism: Aspergillus bombycis
Lineage: Eukaryota; Fungi; Ascomycota; Eurotiomycetes; Eurotiales; Aspergillaceae
Exons: 1
Coding region: 1-2148 (715 amino acids)
Source: RefSeq, a predicted model, not a curated record